This is a messenger RNA of Cucumis sativus (cucumber), 746 nucleotides long. RefSeq names its product thioredoxin H2. The coding region runs from base 77 to 511 and encodes 144 amino acids. Lineage: Eukaryota; Viridiplantae; Streptophyta; Magnoliopsida; Cucurbitales; Cucurbitaceae. The transcript is spliced from 3 exons. The record is from RefSeq and is a predicted model, not a curated record.
CAUUUGGUUAUCAAAAUUCUACGCCGUCGCAUCCAUUUUUCUUGCGCUACUGAAGGGGAGAGAGAAAGGGAGAAAAAUGGGAGUUCUUCUAUCAAGAAUCGGAGCUCUUCUUUCUAAUUGGUUCGGCCCCCCCACGGCCACCGCCGAAGCUGCCUCAUCCGACUCAUCCUCGGUUCACUCUUUUCACUCCUCAGCCAGAUGGCAACUCCACUUCAAUUCCCUUCAGGAAACUCCCAAGCUUAUGGUGGUUGAUUUCUCCGCAACUUGGUGUGGACCCUGUAGACUCAUGGAGCCAGCCUUCAAUGCCAUGGCUAGCAAAUACACUGAUGUUGAGUUUGCUAAAAUCGACGUCGACGAGUUAUCUGAUGUGGCUCAGCAUUUCGGAGUACAAGCAAUGCCAACAUUUGUGUUCCUGAAGAGAGGGAAAGUGGUGGAUACAGUGGUUGGAGCCCGUAAGGAAGAGCUGGAGAAGAAGAUUGAGAAGCACCGAUCGGUAUCUGGUUCAACUUAGAUCCAAAAACCCCCAAUAAUAAGUUAUCUCACUCUCACUCUUACUCUUACUCUUCUUUAUCUUUUUAUGUAAACAUUUGAAAAUUAUCUAUAUUCUAACUUGGUCACCGGUUUGAAUUUAAAUAUGUCAUAUAAACUACAACCUUGUUCUUGUUUGAAAUCAAUCUAUCUAUCUUAUCCCUCCUGUAAAGCGUACCCAUUAUUGCCUUAUUUGGUGUAAUGAUUUUUUUUAUUGA